CCUUUGGAUGCCAACACACACACGAACACAGGUGAUGUGAACACAAUACAAGCAAACGUUUUCAUACAAUUUUACGCCUAGAAACAGAAGAAUGUCGAGCUCGAAGGAGAAAGAGUGGAGCAUCUCCUUCGCUGGCUGUGGUUUUAUGGGCAUUUAUUACGUGGGCGCCUGUAGCUGUAUCCUGGAGCGGUUCCCCUGUCUCAUCCGAAAUGCAUCCAAGAUCUACGGGGCCUCGGCGGGGGCCCUGAUGGCCGCGUCCCUCACCACGGGAGUCCCGCUGGAGACCUGCUGUACGGAUUUGAUGUACAUGGCAAAGGAGGCCCGGAAGCAUAAACUGGGCCCACUGCAUCCAUCUUACAACCUGCUGCAGCUGGUGAAGGACUCGCUGCUGGCCGCCCUGCCGCCCGAUGCCCACCUGCGUGCCUCCGGGAAGCUUUGUAUCUCGUUGACACGGGUAUCCGACGGCAAAAACGUCCUAGUGUCCGACUUUGACAGCCGAGAGGAGCUCGUUCAGGCACUUUUGUGCAGCUGUUUUGUCCCUUUCUACUGUGGAAUCAUUCCUCCUACCUACCGUGGCGUGCACUACGUGGACGGCGCGGUCAGCGACAACUUGCCCAGCUGCCACCAGAAUAGUACCAUCACCGUGUCGGCAUACGCCGGCGAGAGCGAUCUCUGCCCCCGAGUGAACACACCCAGCUUCCACCAGGUGCGCUUCAACAACGUCAGCAUCCAGGUCAACUCGGAGAACAUGUACCGGGUGACCAGCACCUUCUUCCCGCCACAGCCAGAGGCCAUGGCUGAGAUCUGCCAGAACGGCUGGACGGAUGCGCUCCGCUUCCUGCAAGACAACAAUCUUAUAUACAGUGAACCUCCCCCAAGGAGUUUGGUGGCUCUUUCACCCAAACCAGCAUGUUGUAAUCUGGUUGAGGUACCAGUGAAAGUUCUGGGGUCCAGUGAGGAGCACUGGUGGCUAAACCCGUGCAUCAUCGAGAACCUCCCAGUUAACCUAAAAAAAGUGUUGUGUGUGUCGUGCAGACAAGCGCACCCUGGUGGCGGUCUCCUGUCUCACAUAUCCGAGCUGCUUCCGCUCAAAGUGCCCUCCUCCUUCCUGUGGUUCCCAAGUUCACUAGCACGAAGAGUGGCACACUGGCUGCCGGACCUGCGCCAGGACCUGAGCUGGCUCUACAGCGCGGCGGGAGCCUUCCACAAGAAUGUCUACAACAAAGAUGAGGAGGGGGAUGAAGGGGUGGCGCCAAGGGUGCAAAGAUGCUCCAGCCUGCCAUUGGGCCUGAACCUGUGUGCUGACCAGGACGAUACUACGCCCAUGUCCAGCUUGGCGUCCAAUGAAAUAGAUGCAUACAUACCCCUAACUCCGCCCCCUACUCCCACCUUGAAGCCGGAGUUUAGAGACAUGACAUCAUAAGGUCUGAGGAAGUUAUUAUAAUUUAAUAAAACGGUAUUUCUCGUGACGUUCAUUUCAGUGUGAGGCGGAUCAAUGUACUACGAUAAUGGACUUGAGUAGGUAUUAUUUAAAGACUCUGUAAAAAGAUAAAAAGUCUUAUAAAUUUGACACACAAUAGAGCUCCUCCCCAACAUACAAAGCUUGCCUUUCAAUUGAGCUGUGUCACUUCAACAUACAGUACUUCCUUGACACCAAUUCCUAUUUUGACAGGGCUUUGACGGGAUAUUUUGCCAUCUUAGGGCAUUUCAGAACGAGCACAAAAAACGUGAAUAGAUAAUUUUCUCAUGACACCAUGCACCACCAUUUUAGAGGCACAUAGUUUUGUCCCUAUUGAGUAUUUAAAUAGAGACAACCCCUGUUCUCAACCGCCAACAAGGCGGAAAAAUACUGAUCACGUGAUCAAAAAUGAUCUAUAGGUUAGUUUUUCCAGUGACUCGCUGGGUGAGGAUAGAUUACUCAGGAAAAACACUAUUUAGGUGAAUAGUGAACUGCAAAUAUGCGGGGUAUUACCGUAUACACUUCUUUAGUUGACUUUUUUUUUUUACAGGUGGUGUGAUUAAUGGCAAAUAAUUUGAGGCAGGAACAAAGAAAAUUGAUUCUAAAGCAAUAUUGGACAUGUACUGAAGUAAAGAAAGAAGGCAGAAAUGUGGUUAUAAGCAAAGAAAGAAAUGAUGCAAAAUUAAAAGGGGGAGUGAAGAUAGGAAGGCGGUCAGGAAGGAAAAGACACGUGGGAAGAAAGCCGGUCUGAGGAGAAGCAAGACAGGAAAGUCUGUUUCAGUCAAGGAAGUAAGGAUGCAAUGAACUGUGAGGAAAGGAAAGAAGGAAGCAAGUCAGGAAGAAAAAAAACUGAAAAUGUUAUAAAAUGAAUUUUUUUUAAAGUAUAUACCUACUUUUGACCCAUACGUAUACAUUUCUCUUCAAUUGAGAUGAUACUAUAGUGUUGGUGGGGGUGCAGGGACGUAUUUGAAUAUGCUUUGGAAAAAUAAAGUGCUGAGUCUUAGAGAAUGAAUAACUAGUGGCCCUUCCCCUUUAGAGCGUCCUAGUUAGAUAAACAUGUUAUGUACUGUAUAUGCUGUUAUGAAGCAUAUCAUGUGAUGUGAUCCUGUGUUUUCAAACAUUUGACACGAGGCUGACAGGGUUGACUGUUCAACCUCAACUCCCGCUUGAUAACUCCAUAGUCAAAAUGACGAAAAUAAGAAGGAAAAUAAGAAUAUGGAGGAAAACAGCAGUGGGAAGUAACAUUCUAUUUACCUGUGUACCUGUAAUACAAACAACAUAAUAAUCAUACAAAAGCAUAAUUGUCAGAGUGCAAUCCAGUGUUGUCAACAUGUUUGUUAUCUAUUUAGUGAGCCUUCAAAAUGUUCAUAUUUCACAAAUGUGGAGGGUUGUUUGUGCUGAAAUUAAAUUUGUAGCCAAUUACAUUUAUUUAAAUGUGACAUUUAUUAACUUAUCAUUUUAUCAAUUACACUGUGAAAUAUAAUCUUUGGUAAUCCUAUUUAUAUUUAUAGCUUUAUAGUGUAUAUAUGUUUAAAUAUUAAAAAGAUGUUAUUUGAUGGCA
Messenger RNA from Phyllopteryx taeniolatus (common seadragon), 3020 nucleotides. RefSeq names its product patatin-like phospholipase domain-containing protein 2. The transcript has 10 exons. The record is from RefSeq and is a predicted model, not a curated record. NCBI's taxonomy places the organism in Eukaryota, Metazoa, Chordata, Actinopteri, Syngnathiformes, Syngnathidae. Gene Ontology annotation, molecular function: triacylglycerol lipase activity. The coding region runs from base 92 to 1423 and encodes 443 amino acids. Gene Ontology annotation, biological process: positive regulation of triglyceride catabolic process; triglyceride catabolic process; lipid homeostasis. Gene Ontology annotation, cellular component: cytoplasm; lipid droplet; membrane.